CGUAAGCACCCAACCCCUAUGCCUCCACCCGCUACUUUGACGAUAGAUCCUCGCACUUCUACGAGCGUCUUCCUUUCCUACACUCGAAAUCCAGGGUCUUCUAGUGUAAACAAAGCUGCCGGAAUGAAGACCGCUACUCCAGCACAUGCAGCCUAUCGACCCACACCAGAUCGCGAAGAUCUUCUCGAGGCUGUUCUAAUGACCAAUACGCCACCGAACGUAAAUACGGAAGUGCUGGAGGCUCAUGAGGAGGAUGACGGAGAUAAGGAGGCGGCUGAGGAGUUCCGGAAACAGAAGCGCAAGUUUGAUGCACUCAGGAAACAAAACGGCGGCGAACUCACGUUCCGGCAAGACGUUGAAUGGAUGAGAAUUCAGAGUGCUGAAGAUGCACGCAAGAAGAAACGCAAACGGGAUCUCCUCAAGGCUAGAGAAGAGCAACUUGGAGAGCAAGGGGCGCAGGGGCUAUCGCUCUUCAUAGACGAAAAUGGAUCAAAUGAUAUCCCUAACGUGGAGAAUGAGAAUGAUUCGGACGACGGCGAUGAACUCGAUCUAGAUCCCCAAGUAGGUUCCCGUAAGCGUCGUCGACCCCCUCUUCCUCGAAAGGAGCCCAGGCAGAUUUCAAUUCAGGAGGCCGAGUACCAGAGUAUGAGGGUCGCCCUAGAGGCUGAGGUUGACUCUAGGAAGAAGAAAAAGAAGACGCAGAUGUCACCCGACAGAACUCAAAAUAGGAAAGGCCCUGCUAAGUCGAAAGUCUCAAAAGCUCGCGCCUCCAAAUCUUCGAAAUCGAAAGCUGAAAAAAAAAAUGCAAGAGGAGCUCGCAAGACCGCUCAACAAAAGCGGAAUGACCAGAGAGCUGUUCACCAAAUGAGCUCCCUGUUUACUGGAGAUGUUUUCGCCGAGCAAGCAGGUGAAGAUGCGGCUGAUGAGCCAACAUUUACAACAACCAGGAGGAAACAUGAAGCCCUCAAGGAACUGAUUGCCAGUGUACCUAUUGACCAUAAGAAGACCGCACGCUCAGAUUUAUCAAUCCUGCUGGCUGCUACCAAAGAUUUCGAUGGUCGUGGCAGCGUAAAACCUCACGGUAACAACCUGUGGCUCGUGAAGGGUAUGAAGACAGCCCUGAAGGCCUACCAGCUUCUGGGGAGUGCAUUCAUGCGUCGUCGAGAGAAUGCUUCGGAAGAGCCGCGAGGAGGUCUAGUUGCGGACCAGAUGGGUCUCGGAAAGACUCUGAUGAUGCUUGCAAACAUCGUAAACGGGAGACCUCCACGCACUUCAGAACACAAAACCACGCUUCUUGUAGCCAGCCCUAGUCUUCUCACUCAGUGGGCAAAGGAGAUUGAGACCCAUACGGAUGGGAAGCUUACGAUGAUGAGAUAUGGAGCUGGCACACGUAUUGAUUCCAACCGUUCUUUCGAGAUCCUCGCACAACACGAUAUAAUCCUCACUACCUACACUGAGGUCAUGAGGUCGUACCCAAAGAAUGAACCUCCAAUCGGAUGCCAGACUACAGAGCAGAAGAUUGUUUGGUGGAAGCAAGUAUUCGAGACUGAGCGCGGAGUCUUGCACCGAAUGGUAUUCCUGCGCGUAGUGCUAGACGAGGCCCAGGCAAUCAAGAACCACACUGGCAGAACCUCCAUCGCCUGUCGCGCUUUAAUGGCUCACCACAGGUGGGCGCUUAGCGGGACCCCAGUCCUGAAUGGCUUGCACGAGCUUUAUGCUUACUUCAAGUUUUUGGGAGUGCCACAUACUGGCAGUUUCAAAAUCUUCAGAUAUAAUUAUUGUGAUACCUCGGAUCCAGAGAACACGGAACGCCUGCUUGUUCGCCUCUCCCAGUUCAUGAUUCGAAGGACUCAUUCUGAUGUAAUGUUUGGCGCUCCAAUUCUCAAGCUUCCGAAAGCCGAUCAAGGAACUCACUGGUGCGACUUUAACGACGUCGAACGGAGCAUCUACGACAUAGUGCAGCAGCGCUUUGCUAAGAGAAUUAACUGGAUGGCACAAAAAGGGGAUCUUGAGACAUCGUACAGCAGUGCUUUAGUUAUGCUUCUGCGAUUGCGGCAGCUGACAGCCCACAUUCUUAUGCUGCAGUUCGUCAUGAGGGAUCUCCUUGAGCGAGAAGACAUUGAGCGAAUUCGAGAAGUGACCAACCAAGCUGCAACCGAUAGCAAAUCUGCUCAAGGCCUCCAGAUAAUUGCCAUUCGAGAGCAGUUGAAGGCAUUGUCGGAGGAGCAGAAGAAAACCCAGGAAGCCCAGGAAAUUGAGGAAUCUCCCAUUGAAGAUAUCUCAGCCCCAACAGAUUCCUUCGAUCGACCAAAUGAAGGGGUGAGUGUUGCCAGUCGAGGAGCAAAGACUGGGCGACAGUUCGGCAAAACUUUCAACUUCAAACCAUACCUAAAGAGCCUUACAACUGGCGACCACUGGCAAAAGAUGAAAGAGAAGGCAGAGUGUACCAAAUGCCAUAAUAGGCCGAGGAACGCUUGGAUCACCGAAUGCCAUCAUCUUCUCUGUUUCUCAUGUUAUGAGGAUCUGCAAAUUGAGGCCGCCGAGCGAGGUCGAGAGCACGCAAUGUGCAAAGCAUGUGGCAAGACGUUCCGCUUUGCCCAUGAGUGUAAUGCCGAUGGUGAAUUAGACGACUCUCAGGCCUAUGACGGCCCCGUGACUCGAUCUAGGCAGCCCCGUGUCCGGCCCGAACGUGAAGACAUUCGGGACGACUGGCUCUCCCUGGGCGGGAAAGACGUCCUCCCAAGCGCAAAGACGAUUGCCAUCAAAGCUCAAAUCCUCAACUGGAUCCAAGAGAACCCGGACGUCAAGAUCAUCAUUUACACCCAAUUUCUCGCCAUGAUCCGUAUUCUGCACAAAGUUUGCCAGGAAGAAGGCUGGGGCGCUGAGCAAUAUCACGGCAAGAUGAGCUUCACAGCGCGAGACAAAGCUAUCGCCUCAUUCGCAGACAAGCCGCAUGUGAAGAUUCUGCUAGCUUCACUGCGCUGUGGAGGCUUGGGUCUCAAUCUUACCAUGGCCUCCCGUGUCAUAGUGAUAGAUCCUUGGUGGAACUCAGCGUCGGAACAGCAAGCAUUCUGCCGAGUCUUCCGCAUUGGGCAAACAGAUACGACCUUCAUGACGCGAUUCUGUGUCCAAAACUCUGUCGACCAGCGAUUAAUUGACAUGCAAGAACGUAAGAAGAGAGAGAUUGACGAGGUCAUGGAAGAUGAUGGUUCUACUGUUAAGAAGAUGAACAUUCGUGACCUCAUGCGACUCUUUGGGAACCUCGAGGAGGACCCCAGCGGUAGACCAUUCAUCAUCGUCGAUAACCCAGAUUCCCGUGGCGGCCUCCAGGCUGAUCGUUUCGAUGAAGGCUACGCCGACGAGAUCUAA
This is a messenger RNA of Lindgomyces ingoldianus, 3369 nucleotides long. RefSeq lists its product as uncharacterized. Bases 19 to 3369 code for a protein of 1116 amino acids. Lineage: Eukaryota; Fungi; Ascomycota; Dothideomycetes; Pleosporales; Lindgomycetaceae. The transcript has 9 exons. Gene Ontology annotation, molecular function: ATP binding; ATP-dependent chromatin remodeler activity. The record is from RefSeq and is a predicted model, not a curated record.